Lytechinus variegatus (green sea urchin) is the source of this 5817-nucleotide messenger RNA. RefSeq names its product calmodulin-binding transcription activator 1-like. Gene Ontology annotation, molecular function: double-stranded DNA binding; protein binding; transcription coregulator activity. The coding region runs from base 120 to 5513 and encodes 1797 amino acids. Gene Ontology annotation, biological process: regulation of transcription by RNA polymerase II. NCBI's taxonomy places the organism in Eukaryota, Metazoa, Echinodermata, Echinoidea, Temnopleuroida, Toxopneustidae. The transcript is spliced from 22 exons. The record is from RefSeq and is a predicted model, not a curated record. Gene Ontology annotation, cellular component: nucleus.
UUUAGGUGUUUUCCCCAUCAACUGCAGAGAAUAACAACGUUCGGAAGCGGAUUUUUUUUUUAUUAUCUUAAACCCCAUCUUUUAUCAUAAACAGAUGAUGGAUAUUGGUGUUGUGUAAUAUGAUGGCUCUUACGGGAGACGAAGACAUACCUCAGAAGAAGGUUGUCUUGCCAAAGGCUCUUCAUGAUCUGGAGAAAGUUGGUGACCUUCCCAAGAAACAGGAGAGAUGGAAUACGAAUGAGGAGAUUGCAUUCUGGUUGACCCAGUUUGACAAGCAUAAUCAAUGGCUAGCAUCUACGGUGAAGAUCAGGGCGGAGAGUGGGAGUUUGUUCCUGUACAAUCGGAAGAAGGUCAAGUACAGGAACGAUGGAUACCUAUGGAAGAAAAGAAAAGAUUGCAAGACAACAAGGGAGGAUCACAUGAAACUCAAAAUCAAGGGAGUGGAUUGUCUCUAUGGAAACUACGUUCACUCGGCCAUCAUCCCGACAUUUCACAGGAGAUGCUACUGGCUUCUACAGAACCCUGACAUCAUCCUGGUUCAUUACCUGAACGUACCGGUCACCGAGGAUCGUAAGCUGACCUUGGAGUCCUUGACCAAUGGCUCUUUGAUUGACUUGCCACAGCAUGAUGGUUCCAACUGGUCAACAGAAGACCUCAUCAAGCAGAUCACUCCAAUGUUACAUGGAUACCAGAUACAGCUCAACGGAUCCCAAGAGCUAACACCCUCUGAUUCUGCUGAAGUGAUAGCCAAGUAUCUCUUGCAUGGGCACCGUCAGGAUAACAACAGUGAUUCUAGGAACUGUAGCUGUUUAGACUGUACAACGCUCAGGAUCAUGGCCCAAGUUCCACCCAGUCCUGCAGGUUCUUGUAGCAGCCAGUCUUCAUCCAUCGCAUCCACCAGCCACGGGUCUAUCCAUUUUGUGGACAACACCACCAAGCCAUGCAGCAACCACAAUACGUUGUCCAACGCCGUAUCAAACAAGGUGAAGAUGGACGACAGUGGCAACAUCAACUUGUUGAUUGUGGUAGCGAACCAAAACAACGCUGGCAACAAGCUCCAGGUGAAGAGUGUUGCUCCUGUGGACUCUUCGCAGAAUAUAUCUGAGGUCCUCAAAGGACUUGGCAGUGUGCAAUGUGUGUCUGAUGUCACAGCAAACAGUAGGGCUUCAUCUGAGGUCAAUGCCGAAGCAAGCAGAAAUGAAAUAAAUGGACAUCUUCACAAUCAAUCGUUUAUGUCUUCAGCGAUGACCCCUAACGGCUCGCAAGGAAGAGUCCCUUUUACGGCCCACCAAUUACAGGCCUGUGAUCCCCAAUGCUCGGCUUUUCAAGAGAACCCCAAUGUAGUGAACCAGAUGCCUUCAUUUAUUCACCAAGGUAAUGGACCACAUAUAUGCCAUCAACAAAAGCUCCAAGAGCAGCAGAGACAUUCCACAGGACAACCUAUCAGACAGCAGUCCUCAGAACAAGCUGGGACACAGGCUUCUCUGCCAGGACCCUCGCACCAAGGUCGAAGCAUCCUUAGGUCUCCGCAGUUGAUAGUGUCAUCACCGCAAUUGUUCCCGAGUCAGCAAGCGCAUCAGGUGCCACAGCUCUUGUCAACUGGAAGUCAACAGUGCAAUCCUUUCAAUUUAUCCAGAGAUACAAUGGAGUCAAUAAGAUUGGGGAACCAAGGUAUUACAACUAGUACACCUCCAGCUACCGCUGUUCAUUCUGUAAACUCAGUGCAGGAAUCAGGUACAUUCAAAGUGCCAGGAGUUAGGUUGCCAGCAGAAAAUAGACAUGUUGGUUCAGUAGGUACUCCUCAGUUGAUUCUCCAGCAAGUGCCCUCAAAUUCCUCACAAAAACCCCCUAAUUUUAUUCUCAAGGCCUCUGAGCCGAAAGCAGGCGAAACGCCAAAGUUCAUUCUCAAACCUGCUGAAGGCACAGCCUCAAUGACAGCACAAGGCUUAGCUUCCCCUCAGUUCAUCCUAAAGGCUGUGAAUUCUGGAGAUGCUGGCAAUCCCCAGAUUGGCCGAGCCUCAUCACAGACAUCUAACACUUCAACAAUCCUUGCAAAUAGUGGCUCUCCAAACAAUCUACUGCAACAGUCUGAAUCAAACCCAUCAUUGCUUCAGAUGGUAGCUGAUGCAAACAUUGUAGCUGCAGAGACAAGAACUUCUUUUUUGGAAGGAAGAUCUGACUUUUCAUCAAAUUCAGAAAAGUCAAAUUCCAUUUGGGUAGGGCAGAAUAGAGAUAAUCAGCAUAACCAGACAAUGCAAAAAAUGGCUAACAGUCAUAGUGGACAGCUAAAGAUUACUGGGCAGGAAUCACAGGAGUUGCGGGAAUUGGUGAAUGGAGACCCAAAGCUUAAGACUUUGGAGAAUCGAUUCAGAGACCACCGUAGUGACCUUGUCAUGCUCCCAGAGAGAGUGCAGGAACACUAUCUUCAAACACAGACAGAUGCAAGAGCAAGUAAAGAACAAAGGAAUCCUCAAGAUAAUAGUAUAUUUAUAUCCCAACAAAGCUCAGUCUCAAAAGCCCAUCAUCAGAAAAUCCAAAGAAGUGAAAAGGACACUGCAGAUCCCGCGCACAUGCCUCAAGAAGGCACUCUUCCUCAGGAUACAAGUCCUAGUCGGAUAGACAUCACUUACCAACACUCCGUAAACAGCAGCAAUCUAUACUGCCAGAAUGAAAACUCUGAAUUUCCCACCCUGUCUGAGUUCAAUGCCAUGGAUCAGGAUGGAAACUUUAGCCACAGUGACCAGAAUUCAGUCCUUUCUGAUCUUCUGUCUGCUAGUGGCUCUUUCCAUAACUCCUUAGGGCCAACUGAUCCUGGGCACGACUUCACUAAAUCUGGUAGUGCAACAUCAGAUCUCGGUUCCCUCCCCAGUCCUUCCAACAUCGAGCUGGACCUUGAUACCUUUGAGCUCAUGGAGAGCCCGCUUCCAGAACUUGGAGGUGCUCUUCUGACUUCAUCCAGUCCCAAUGCUAGUCUUGAUGACUUCAACCAUGGCACCAACCAAGAGCAGCCGGCACCCCUGCAGAACAAUCAUGAUGGAAGGCAACAGGAUUUAGCUGAUGAAGACCAUUCCGGAGAACACCUCUGUGAGAUCACCGACUUCUCACCAGAUUGGUCCUACACUGAGGGUGGAGUGAAGGUCUUAGUGACAGGGCCCUGGCAGUCCACUCAGGAUGUUUAUAGCUGUAUCUUUGACCAGACCAGUGUAGCAGCUGCACUUGUACAGACUGGUGUCCUACGCUGCUAUAGUCCAGCCCAUGAAGCAGGGAAAUGUGCGCUUCAUGUAACCUGUAACGGACUGCUAAUCUCCAAGCCUCUCACGUUUGAAUACAGAGCACGUAGCAACCAGUCGGUCGCGUCGUCACACGACUGGCUUUCUCUAGAUGAGAAUCGAUUCAAGAUGGCUAUUCUGGAGCGCCUAGAGCAGAUGGAACAAAGGCUUAGUAACACAGGCAACCAAGGAAGAAGCCAGCCUCCUGGAGGUACAUCUCAAUCCAGUUCCUUUGAGGACAGGGUGGUCAGUAUCUGUCAGGACCUGAUGAGACAAAGACCACCAACCAGCGUUCCUCAGAUCCAGACCGUCAGUAGACCAGACCAUGGUAUGACGCUCCUGCACCUAGCAGCAGCACUCGGAUUCAGUCGGCUCAUAUCUACCUUGUUCUUAUGGAGGAGAGAUCAUAACAGUAUAGUUGCAGAGCUGGAACUAGACCCUAUGAACAUGGACAAUGCGUCCUGCACUCCAUUGAUGUGGGCAUGUGCUCUAGGUCACAUGGAGUCUGCCCUUCUCCUGUACCGCUGGCGACCCCACUGCUUGAAGAUGAGUGACUCCCUCGGUCGCCUUCCCCUGGAUGUCGCCAAGUCUCGAGGGCACACCUCCCUUGCAGAGUCCUUGAUGCAACUUGGUCAAGAAGAACCUCACCUUUGGCCACCUCUUGGUGCUUCCCCAUCCCCCAAGAGUGAUCCCAUACAGAUACCACGAAGCGGACGCAAUACCCUUCCUGCAUUCAUGGUGUCAUCACCAGCCACCAACACACCAAGUUCAUCCCUUUCCGAUGACUCUGCACCUAUCUUUGAAGCGCAGUCACCGUCUUCAGGCUGCCUGUCGAAUCUCUCGGUGAGUCCCGUCUCUCAGGGGCUGGUGACACCCAACACAGGAGUCUCUCCGCAGAUAUCACCCAGGCUGCAAGACCUGCCAGGGACGUCGUCAGGGUCGCUCGGCAACAUGCUCAACGUCCAACCGGGAUUUCUUCGUAGGGACAGCGGGGUGAGCCUGAAGUCCACCAGUCCUCAUCACCACCACACACAAAGCCACGCCCACCAUCUGUCAUCCAGCCCUCAGCCUCCUGCAGGAGCAAGCCCCAUGCCUAUCCCGCCUCCCAUAUCCCAAGCGACCCUCAAGGCAUUCCUGAGUGGGAGCCAGAUCCUGGGUAACCUGGACCCUGCGGAGAUGAUGGGGCUCCCUCCAUUGGGAGACAAGGAGCACGCUGACCAGAAGGAGAUGUGGGAGAGCUUCGUCAAGGAGCUCCAAGUUGCGGCUCAGCAACAGGAAGAAGAUCAUGGAGAUCUAGAGGAUGUGGAGGAUGAACAACGCUGUGAUUCUCCCAUGCAGACGGAUGACUACAUGCCUCUUCUCCUACCAAGGGCUGCUGCUGGAAACAAGGAGCAAUAUCUGUCUCUGGCAGAGCACAUCCUGGAUGCUCUACCGGAGCGCAUCAAGCUGGAGGGCUCCAGGGGUAGCGUAGCAGGAUCCCAGGUGGAGACAGAAGGACCCCAUGUCCAGGUGGACCAGGAGUCCCUGCAUGACUCUAUCAGCUCCAUCGCGAGUCCCUUCUCGAGCCCAGGAGGUGUGGAGGACACUCUUUAUAGAACGGGCAUUGACAGCUCACCUGCUAGUUCCUACAGUGGUGCAGAGUCGUCCUGCCGAACCUCCAGUAGUCCCAGUAAUAUCAGCUUUGAUGAGGACUUCCCACCAGCAGACUGGAGCGACUUCUUACAGGGAUCUGGCCAUGCGUUACAAUGGGCUUUCUCUAUACUCACGCUCUCUGAUGAAGAGCAGAGACAGUUGUACAAAGCUGCUAUUGUGAUCCAGAAUGCCUUUAGACAGUACAAGGGAAGGCAACAGCAGAAACAACAAGAAUUGGAAGCAGCGGUCAUUAUCCAGAGCUAUUACAGGAGAUAUAAAGAGUAUUUCCACUACAAGUCCAUGUCUGAGGCUGCCAGGGUGAUUCAAAACAAGUUCCGUUCGUUCCAGAGCUACCGACAGUUCCAACGGAGUCGCAGGGCGGCCAUCAUCAUCCAGAACAGCUACCGGACUUACCGCGCUCAAGAACAGUUCAGGAAGAGCAGGGAUGCAGCCAUUCUUAUCCAACAAAGGUUUAGGGACAAGCGGAAGGCUCGGAUGAAGCGAGAGCAGGAGGCCGCCCGGAAGAUACAAAGAUUUCUAAGGAGGUACCACAAUAGGGUGAUGAACCAAAAGAAGAGACAAGGUAACCGGAUGAAGCAAGUGACCACUUGACUGAGGCGAGGCAGACGGAGGUUCAAAUCUCUUCUUGAUUAGUACACCACGCCCUUACACUACGACAUGUCAACGAGAGGAUGAUCGGUGAAGCACAGCAUUGGAUGUCUCUCUCCCCCGUCGGAGAAAUGGUCUGGAACGCAGAUUGGUUGCUCCUCUGUGGAUUUCCCAUACCCUUCGUGGGGUGGUGUGUUUAUUGGCUUUCAGGAAGAUUAACGGCCAGAAGAGGUCCAACUGUGUGGAAGUACAAGAACGUAUGCUGCAGAAUUCAAAGUAUGAUAUAGGUAUUGACGUUUCUUACCAG